This is a messenger RNA of Emiliania huxleyi CCMP1516, 771 nucleotides long. RefSeq lists its product as hypothetical. The transcript has a single exon. The record is from RefSeq and is a predicted model, not a curated record. Lineage: Eukaryota; Haptophyta; Isochrysidales; Noelaerhabdaceae. Gene Ontology annotation, molecular function: mannosyltransferase activity. Gene Ontology annotation, biological process: mannosyl-inositol phosphorylceramide biosynthetic process. The coding region runs from base 1 to 771 and encodes 256 amino acids.
AUGAAUGUGCCGAAGACCUACAUCUUACAGGCCACCAUAAGGGUCGACCAGUGGCCAAACCCGGUGGUCUAUAGGUCGGCACCGACCAACGCAAGCCACCCGGCGCACGCGCGGACGAACAAGCUACUGCCAACCUCGUGGACCACCACACUCUUCACACACGACCAACUCGACGCCUACUUUGAAAACCACCACAACCAAAGGCUCCGAAAGUGCUACGCCUCGCUCAGGCCGUGGGCGUACCGCGCCGACCUCUUCCGCCUCGCCAUACUGCACGACCGCGGAGGAAUCUGGAUGGACUUCACGACCGAGCUGCUCCGACCGCUAGACGUGCUGCUGCCCUCCGGCGCGAGCCUCGGCCUCGUGCGCGAGCGGCCUGGCUUUGGGAUGGACUACGGCGUCUUCAACGCCUUCCUGGCGGUACGAGAGCCGCGCCACCCAUUCUUCGCCGCCGCGCUGGAAAGAAGCGUCACCGUCUGCCUCGCGCGGGACUACGGCUCGACACCGUGGUCUAUCACGGGGCCCGAGCUGCUUGGGCGCGUGGCGCGUGACGCGCCGCGGCUUGUGCGCGAUGUGACCUGGCUACGGCACGCUCCCGAGGGCGGCGCCAUUGAGACGACCGGCGAGCGCGGCCACAAGCGCGUCGCCAUCACCAAGCACUCUGACAUUCGGCGCUUCAUCCCGCUCUCGAAUGCGUACAUUGGCAUGUGGAAGUCGCGCACCGUCUUCCGGCACUCCAAGUCCAAGGGGGGGCUCGGGAUACGGAGUUGA